Rosa rugosa (rugosa rose) is the source of this 2025-nucleotide messenger RNA. RefSeq names its product piriformospora indica-insensitive protein 2-like. The record is from RefSeq and is a predicted model, not a curated record. NCBI's taxonomy places the organism in Eukaryota, Viridiplantae, Streptophyta, Magnoliopsida, Rosales, Rosaceae. Gene Ontology annotation, molecular function: protein binding. The coding region runs from base 518 to 1954 and encodes 478 amino acids. The transcript has 2 exons.
AGCUUGUAUAAAGGUUAAUCCAACCUUUCACUUUCAGUCCCCUUAACAAUUAUUAUUUUCAGUUUUCAAUACCAUUUCUCUUCGAGAAGUGCGCUCUGGAUUUUCUACCUCUCGCUGCUUCACCUAUAUUUCUUAGCUUUUCCAUUAACACUGAGGAGGAGAAAGGAAGAGAAAGAGAGAGAGAGCUCUGUUUUCUUGCUUCUGCUUCUCUCUGUUUUCUUGUUUCUGCUUCUCUCACUUUUAAUUUUUCAUUCACAUUUUUGGAUGUUUCUUCAUUCUCUUUGGGUCCCCAAACACUUGUGAUUUUCCUUACAGGGACCCCAUGUUGAUAUAUCUCAUGAAAACUCCAUCCAUGAUUCCAAUCCCUGUUUCCUAAUUCCUUGCUCUUUUGGGUGGUCUCUUGCUCAUCAUCCCUGAAACGAAACAGAGUCUCCUCUGUUCUACUCUUUUUUACUCUGUUUCCAGUUUCUUUCGAUCGAAUUUUGAUUUGGGAUUUGAUUCUAAAAUCCAUUCCAUCAUGAAAAGCUACACUUCCAUCAGUGUUCUCAUUUUCGCUUUCUUCAUCCUCUUCUCGGCUGCUUCGUGCUCUGAAGAAGCAAUAGAACAAGUUUUAGCUCCAAUGGAGAAAACAGAGCAAGAAGCUCUCUACUCUGCUAUUCAAGGCUUUGUGGGUAAAUGGUGGAAUGGUUCAGACCUCUAUCCGGAUCCUUGUGGAUGGACUCCUAUUCAGGGGGUGUCUUGUGAUCUCUUCAAUGGGCUUUGGUAUGUGACAGCUAUGAACAUUGGACCUGUUCAUGACAACUCUCUUGGUUGUUCCCCAAAUGCAAAAUUCAGACCCCAACUGUUUGAUUUGAAGCACCUAAAAUCCUUGUCCUUCUCCAAUUGUUUCAUCUCACCACACAAACAUCCAGUUCAAAUCCCCACUGAGAAUUGGUGGAAGCUCUCUGAGAGCUUAGAAUCAUUGGAGUUUCGAUCGAAUCCCGGUCUUACUGGGCAAAUUCCCAGUAGCUUUGGUGGCCUCAGAAAGCUCCAAUCUUUGGUGCUAGUAGAGUGUGGGUUAAAUGGUGGGUUACCAAGUAACAUUGGUGACUUGGUACAGUUAAAGAGGCUAGUUCUCUUUGGAAACUGGUUUACAGGUCCAAUUCCUGAUAGUUUUGGUGAAUUAAAUCAGCUCUUAAUCUUUGAUUUGAGCCAAAACUCAUUAUCUGGGCCUCUGCCAGACACUCUUGGAAGCUUGACUUCACUGUUGAAGCUUGAUUUGAGCAACAACUUAUUGGGAGGGUCAAUUUCUCAAGUGGGUGAUCUGAAAAACCUGACCCUUUUGGACCUGAGGAACAACAACUUCUCAGGUGGGUUGACCAAGUCAAUUCAAGAGAUGCAUUCCUUGGAAGAGAUGGCCUUGUCCAACAACCCAAUUGGUGGAGACCUCAAUACCAUAGAAUGGCAAAACAUGGAUAAAUUGGUCAUUUUGGAUCUCUCUAAAACAGGGUUAACAGGGGAGAUUCCAGAGUCUAUAUCAGAGUUAAAGAGGUUGAGGUUUUUGGGUCUAAAUGACAACAAGCUCAGAGGUAACCUCUCACCAAAGCUUGCAACUUUGCCUUGCGUUAGUGCACUUUACCUACAUGGGAACAACCUGACAGGGGAGCUUAAAUUCUCCGAGUCGUUUUACGCCAAAAUGGGUAGUCGUUUUGGUGCUUGGAACAACUCUAAUCUCUGCUACGUUGAUGCAUUGGUCACAAAGAGCAAUGUACCAUUUGGGGUCAAGCCAUGCCGGGCUGAGGUCACAUUGCUCGAAUCGAAUUCAAAAACAAGGCUGGAAGAUGGGAGUUUGAAUCAAAAUUCCUACUUCACUGCUUCCUUGGGAUUCUCGAGUCGUGGUGGCUUUGAUGGGCUUUGGUGGCUUGGUGGGUUGCUGCAAUUAAUAAUAGUGCUGUUGUUGAAUUGGUUCAUUUAGGUUGUCGCUGAUCUUGUUCAACUCCAGAUUAUAACCAACUCUUUUAGUUUGUAAUAGUAACUUGAUUUGUA